Aspergillus melleus is the source of this 1677-nucleotide messenger RNA. Its product is annotated as cytochrome P450. Lineage: Eukaryota; Fungi; Ascomycota; Eurotiomycetes; Eurotiales; Aspergillaceae. The record is from RefSeq and is a predicted model, not a curated record. Bases 1 to 1677 code for a protein of 558 amino acids. Gene Ontology annotation, molecular function: monooxygenase activity; heme binding; iron ion binding. The transcript has 3 exons.
AUGCCAUACCAACGUUUCUAUCUGCUGGGGGAACCGGUUGAGAGCGCAAGGACAAUCGAACUUGACCCGGCGCUGAACCGUGAUGAACUACGAAACCUCAUUGCUGCGCAUUUUGCAAUCGUUCAACCUAAUGGCAUUGGCUUCCAAUCUCAAGACGCCAUCUUGUCUGAUGUGGGAGAGCUUAUUGCUAGCGAAGAUCCGAUCAGCAUUACGAUAGAUGGAAAAGCAGUGCGGGAGAUCCCCGGUCCCUCGGGGUUGCCAAUCAUUGGAAAUUUCUUUGAGAUCUACCCCGAUCAUCUAGGAAACCACCAGCGUCUCUUCGAGCAAUAUGGCCCUAUCUUCAAGACCACCAAUAUGGGCCGCACCGUCUACCACACCAACGAUCCGGAGCUCUCAUCUAUCAUCUUCGCAGAGACUGACUUCUUCACGAAGAAGAUCAAUGAUGCUCACCCCCUCCGCUCCAUUAAGAACACCGAAGCAGGUGUCUUCCUGGCGGACACGGACACCCCGGAAUGGAGAGCGGCGCACAAAUUCCUUCCUCCUGCUCUGGGUCCCAAGGCCGUACGUCACUAUGCGCCAACCAUGCAGGCGACUGUCGAAGAUGCCUUCAAGGUCUUUGAUCAACUGGACGAGCAAGGUGAAGCCUGGAACGUCUACCAGUACAUGCUCAAGCUGGGCUCUCAGGCUGUUGGGAAACUGGUCCUGGGGAUUGACUUCAAACAUUUCACAACCCCCGAUGCGCCUCCCCAUGAAUUGAUCUCCCUCAUCGCCGAGUCGCUCACGCUCAACAAGAAGGUGACCGCUCGCGGCGAUUGGUACGCCAAAUUGCCCUUUGGGGAUCCCAAGCGCCUGCUUACCAUCCGGGAUCGCGUCUUUGUGAUCAUCGACGAGUCCAUUCAAAACGCCAGUCGCGGUGGUGUCGAGGACCUUCCGUUACAGGAUGCCGCAUUGAAAGCCAGCAACAUGAUCGACUACGCUGUCCGUGCCACAGACAACAAGGGCGAAAAACUCCCCAAGACGAGUCUCAUGCAGGCUCUUCUCGUCGCUACGGGUGCCGGCUUCACAACCACCAGCUCCCUCCUAUCAUGGCUGAUCUACAGUCUCGUCACCUACCCGGGCGUCCAGGAGCGCCUUCUCCAGGAACUCAUCGACAACGACAUCGACGAGAACACGCAGAUUACCGCUGAGCUCACCGACCGUCUUCCCUUCAUGGAUAAGCUGAUCAAGGAGACUCAGCGCCGCCACAACCCCUCCUACCAGCCCGGUCGUACCGCCCGUGUCGACAUGAUUCUUCCGGGUGGCUACAAGCUGCCUGAGGAAUCCGUCGUCAUCGGCGCCCUCCACCACCUGCACAACAACCCGGACGUCUGGAGCAACCCCACCCGCUUCGACCCGGACCGCUGGGAUACCGAGGAGGUCAAGAACCGGCAUAAGAGCGCGUAUAUUCCGUUCGCGACGGGCCCGCGCAUGUGCAUCGGCUUCAACUUCGCUCUGCAGGAGGUCAAGGUCUUCCUGCCCAAGCUGGUGUACCGGUAUAAGUUCAUCAAGGAGAAUGAUGGUCCCAUCGAGUACGAUCCCAUGUUCCAGCUGAUUCGACCGAACAAUAUAUAUGUCCGCGCUGAAAGACGCGUCAAGUGGCCGCCCAAGACGGAGUCGGCGCCCACGGCUUCGCUGUAA